CUUUUUGUUUUCUAAUCUCUCUCCUCCUCACGAGCCUUUUCUUUUCUCCUCUUCUCCAAUCUCUUUUUUAUCUUUGACCUUCUAAUUCUUCUUCAUUCUUCUCCUUCUUCUCCUUGUCUUCGUUCUUCUUCUCCACCUAUUUGUUUCGUGGCCAUGGACAAAGAAGUUAUUACAAAGAUUGAAAGUGAUGACACUUCAUCAGUGGAGAUCAAAGUGUUGUUAUUCGCCAGAGCUCGAGAGCUAGCAGGCGUGCCUGAUCUAACAUUGAAGAUGCCAUCAGGUAGUACAACACAGAAAUGUAUGGAUGAGUUGGUGCUUAAGUUUCCAAGCUUGGAAGAGGUACGUAGCUGUGUCGUUCUUGCUUUGAAUGAGGAAUAUACAACCGACUCCGCCAUUGUUCAACAUAGAGAUGAGUUAGCCAUCAUACCUCCAAUAAGCGGCGGCUAAUGCAUUGGCACUGCUUAAAUCCAACUCGGGUUUGUAUUUUCAUUGGCGAUAAUCCAAAAUGUAACAGUUUAAGGUACUUUUGUCACAAACAACACAGAUAUAUUUGUCUUUUAUAAGGGAAAAAAGGUUACAUCAGUUC
Molecule: messenger RNA, 586 nt
Organism: Arabidopsis arenosa
Lineage: Eukaryota; Viridiplantae; Streptophyta; Magnoliopsida; Brassicales; Brassicaceae
Source: the annotation of a GenBank genome assembly